GUGUGCAUGCAGCAAGGGGUCUGCCGUAUUAUAGAGAUGCAUUCGACAGACUGAGCGAGUCUCAGGUUAUAGUUCACUUUAAAAACUAAUUUAACACCGUGUUCAUUAUUUUAAUAAGUUAAUUAUGAUGUUAACGACUGCUUGUUAAUGCAGAUGACGUGGGAUCCGUACGUCCCUCACUUAGUCGAUGCCAUGCCCCAAUAUCUUCUUGAUCACCAGAUGGAGUGGCGUGCCAUGACAGUGCUCAUCUGUUUUGAGUUGGUGGAGGUUCACCUCCCCGACAGAGUCAUGCGACAGUUCGGCCUUUGUCAAGCCAUCCCCGCCCCGUGUGACACGAGUGUCCAGUUGCACAGGACAGACCGACGAGGAAAGGGGGAGGUUAACUGGGCAGUUCAGCAUGCCCCUUACAUUGACAUGUGGGACCAGCGGCUGCAGCAUGUCGCGGAUGGUGCGCCUGUCCAAGGCCUGAUGGAGUAUCACGAUCCAUACAUGGUAUGGUACAGGAGCAUUACCCGACGCUUCAUCAACCCUAACUACACCCCACCCUCAACGCAUUACCACCCAGCUUUUGGAGACAUCAGUGGAUAUGCGUCUGAUAUGCUUGCUAUACAUGAUGCACUAGAAGUCUUGAGCAUAUCAUAUCCCACCAUACCGCAGUUGGAUGACAUUCACGCAAUGACUGUGAGUAGCUUACAGAGACAUGGUCAUGGCCAUCUUAUCCCCCAGGGCCGGGACCAAUCACACCGCCGUUCACACCGUGAGGUAGGCAGCAGUAGUAGGGGACAGACUCACACGUCCCCUACAGGGUCCCCCCUGUUUUUUGAUGAUCAGGAAGAUAUCGCCAUCCACAUGUCUGUGCCAUACUCAUCUCAGGAAGGACCAUCUUCCAGCCAACAGACUCCUCCCCAGACCUCUGCCCCAGAUCCUUUCACAACGGUAUCUCAGUACUACCGUCGUAGAAGACCGCGAUUGGAUAGACAACACUUACAUACAAUAGAUGAAUCGGGAUCUUAGAACUUCUUUUGUUAGUUGUAAUCAGAUUCUAUAGUACAUUGUAUCCAAAUAAAUAUUAUCAAUUUUACUAACCUUUUUAGUUCA
Molecule: messenger RNA, 1098 nt
Organism: Chenopodium quinoa (quinoa)
Lineage: Eukaryota; Viridiplantae; Streptophyta; Magnoliopsida; Caryophyllales; Amaranthaceae
Exons: 2
Coding region: 148-1014 (288 amino acids)
Source: RefSeq, a predicted model, not a curated record